AAAGUUUGUAAAAAUAAAAAAUUGAUUAAUACUUGCAGGAGCCAAGCAAAGUGGCAAAUGGACACUCACAUGGAGAAACUCAGGGUGAGGAAAACGUUAGAGGUGAACAUAGGGUGCAUGAAGAUGGUGAAUGUAGGAUGCACUCACAACAAAAUAUUUGGGGUGAUGAAAACAAUGAAGAUGAUGAAGAUAUUUGGUUGCAUGGCGCAAAUGAAACUGGAAAUGAUGGAUCCUUGGACAAUGCCAAAUGCAAAUUGUUGAAUUGGGAUGGAACAAAGGUGGUGGUUGCGGAAGGCACAAUUGCAUCAACAGAUUCUAAAGCAUUGGUACAUCACGUGCCUCUUGGCCCUGGGUGUUGGAAAGUAUGGGUUAACCAUGUCAUAGUCAAUGCACCAUUGUUUCGCCCUAAUCGUGAGAUGUUUGUGCUUGAAGAUGCUAUUGGAAGCACUGUUGCUUGUCCAAUCCAUUUCAUUAGCUUUGAUUUUGAGUAGAACUAACAUCUAUGGAUAGUUUUUGAGGACUUUGAUGAAUAGAUUUCUAUAAUUUUUGAAUAGUUUUGGGUAAUGU
This is a messenger RNA of Camellia sinensis, 567 nucleotides long. The record is from RefSeq and is a predicted model, not a curated record. Lineage: Eukaryota; Viridiplantae; Streptophyta; Magnoliopsida; Ericales; Theaceae.